AUGGAAAAUAAUAAAAUUAUAAAAUUGAAAAACAAUUUGAAUACAUUUGAAAUGUUUAUGAAUCAAUAUAUUGUAAAAUAUAAAAAUAGUAAAGUCUGCUAUUUGUGUAAAAAUAAGAUAAAUAAUAAUCAUAUAGAAAAAAUGGAAAAUAUUUGUCCAAAAAUGUGGAAAUAUUUUCAUGGAAUAAUUAAUCAACCGCAAUGUCCUUUACAAAGUUUUGGAAAAGUAUUAAAAGUAAAAGAUUUAAGGUUUGAAGAAUUAGAGAUAUAUAAAGAUAGUUUACAAAGGAAGUAA
Molecule: messenger RNA, 294 nt
Organism: Plasmodium relictum
Lineage: Eukaryota; Apicomplexa; Aconoidasida; Haemosporida; Plasmodiidae
Product: conserved Plasmodium protein, unknown function
Exons: 3
Coding region: 1-294 (97 amino acids)
Source: RefSeq, a predicted model, not a curated record